Aspergillus puulaauensis is the source of this 1722-nucleotide messenger RNA. RefSeq names its product phosphoribosylaminoimidazole carboxylase ADE2 (gene ADE2). The transcript is spliced from 4 exons. The coding region runs from base 1 to 1722 and encodes 573 amino acids. NCBI's taxonomy places the organism in Eukaryota, Fungi, Ascomycota, Eurotiomycetes, Eurotiales, Aspergillaceae. Gene Ontology annotation, biological process: 'de novo' IMP biosynthetic process. Gene Ontology annotation, molecular function: metal ion binding; phosphoribosylaminoimidazole carboxylase activity; ATP binding. The record is from RefSeq and is a predicted model, not a curated record.
AUGUGGAAUGAUCGCAAAGUUGGCGUUUUAGGCGGAGGCCAGUUGGGCCGCAUGUUCGUCGAAUCCGCUAACAGACUGAAUAUCCAAGUCAAUGUCCUCGAUGCGGAGAAGGCUCCGGCGAAGCAAAUCAGUUCCCACGACGACCAUGUCACCGGUUCAUUUAAGGAGCGUGAGGCAGUACGGGAAUUGGCGAACAAGUCCGAUGUUAUCACGGCCGAAAUUGAGCACGUCGAUACUUAUGCUCUCGAGGAGGUUGAUUCUCAUGUCCAGAUAGAGCCUAGCUGGCAGGCUAUUCGCACAAUUCAGAACAAGUUUAACCAGAAGGAACAUCUCGCGAAGCACGGUAUUCCAAUGGCGGAGCACCGUGAGCUGGUUGAGAAUACUCCGCAGGAAUUAGCUAAGGCCGGUGAAGAGUUGGGAUACCCACUGAUGUUGAAGUCGAAGACCAUGGCAUAUGAUGGACGCGGUAACUACCGUGUCAACUCGAAGGAAGAUAUCCCCGAUGCCCUCGAGUUUCUCAAAGGCCGCCCACUAUAUGCGGAGAAGUGGGCUUAUUUCCAAAAGGAACUAGCCGUGAUGGUCGUGAAAACCAAAGACUCCGUUCUAUCCUACCCUACCGUUGAGACCGUCCAAGAAGACUCUAUCUGCAAGCUUGUCUACGCCCCCGCGCGCAACGUCCCCGACGCUAUCAACCAACAGGCCCAGAAGCUCGCACGCAAGGCCGUUGCAACCUUUGAAGGAAAGGGUGCCUUCGGCGUUGAAAUGUUCCUCAUGAACGAUAACAGCCUGCUCCUUUGCGAACUUGCGUCCCGAGUCCACAACUCCGGCCACUACACCAUCGAAGGAUGCGCCCUCUCCCAAUUUGAUACCCACCUCCGCGCCAUCCUCGACCUCCCCAUUCCCGCGGAGAGCCUCCAAAUCCGCCAACCCUCUAUCAUGCUCAACAUCAUUGGCGGCUCCGCACCAGACACCCACCUCAAAGCCGCCGAAGCGGCCCUCUCCAUUCCCAACGCCUCAAUCCACCUCUACAGCAAAGGCGCCGCCAAACCAGGCCGUAAAAUGGGCCAUGUCACAGUCACCGCACCCACAAUGCACGAGGCCGAAUCCUACAUCCAACCUCUCGUCAACGUCGUCGACGAAAUCCGCUCCCAGCGCUCCGAUAUCAAAACUAAGCCCGCCCCCUCGGGGCCCGUCAUACCCGCCCCGCAAGUCGCCGUCAUGAUGGGUUCGGACAGUGAUCUCAAAACCCUCGUCCCCGGCCUCAAAUUACUCAGGGAUACUUUCGGCAUCGAGCCCGAUGUCGAUAUCACAUCCGCCCACCGCACCCCGACCUUCAUGGCUGAGUACUCUGCUGCCGCUGCUGCGCGGGGAAUUAAAGUUAUCAUCGCUGCUGCUGGUGGCGCCGCUCACCUACCCGGCAUGGCUGCGGCACAUACGGCGCUGCCUGUAAUCGGUGUCCCUGUUAAGGGUAGUUCCCUGGAUGGCGUGGAUAGCCUGCACAGUAUUGUGCAAAUGCCAAGGGGGGUUCCUGUCGCUACAGUCGGUAUCAACAACAGCAUCAAUGCUGCGUUGCUGGCAGCCCGAAUUAUUGGCGCGUUUGACCCGGCUAUCCAGCGAAAGAUUGAGGCGUAUGCUGAAAAUGCCAGGGUAGAAAACAUGGAGGUGAAGAAUACUAAGAUGCAGGAGUUAGGGUGGGAGAAGUAUUUUAACCAGAUGCCGUGA